Molecule: messenger RNA, 3169 nt
Organism: Rosa chinensis
Lineage: Eukaryota; Viridiplantae; Streptophyta; Magnoliopsida; Rosales; Rosaceae
Product: probable pectate lyase 4
Exons: 6
Coding region: 11-1084 (357 amino acids)
Molecular function (GO): pectate lyase activity
Source: RefSeq, a predicted model, not a curated record
GAAGACGGACAUGACCUCGCUACCGUAUGCUGACGUGGAUUCCCAUCUGAAAGCAAUGGCCGGCCGGGCCGAGGGGUUCGGCCGGUUCGCUAUCGGAGGCCUACACGGCCCGGUUUAUUUCGUCACCACAUUGGCAGAUGAUGGUCCAGGCUCACUUCGUGAAGGAUGCCGGAAACAAGAACCACUUUGGAUUGUCUUUGAGGUUUCAGGCACCAUUAUUCUCUCUUCUUACUUAAGUGUGUCAUCUUACAAGACAAUUGAUGGCCGAGGGCAGAGAGUAAAGCUCACAGGCAAGGGCCUUAGACUGAAGGAAUGUGAACACAUAAUCAUAUGCAACCUUGAGUUUGAAGGUGGUAGAGGACAUGAUGUUGAUGGCAUUCAGAUAAAACCAAAUUCCAGGCAUAUAUGGAUUGACCGAUGCAGCCUUCGUGAUUAUGAUGAUGGACUCAUAGAUAUCACCCGACAAAGUACAGACAUAACUAUUUCUAGAUGUUACUUCCAUCAACAUGACAAGACGAUGCUUAUUGGAGCGGACCCUUCACAUGUUGGUGACAGAUGCAUUCGGGUCACUAUUCAUCAUUGUUUUUUUGAUGGGACAAGGCAAAGGCAACCUCGUGUUAGAUUUGGGAAAGUUCAUCUUUACAACAAUUACACUCGUAACUGGGGUAUAUAUGCUGUUUGUGCCAGCGUAGAAUCCCAGAUAUACUCUCAAUGCAACAUAUAUGAAGCAGGAACGAAGAAGAAGACGUUUGAAUAUUAUACAGAAAAGGCUGCAGACAGAGAAGUGGCGAAAUCUGGCCUCAUAAGAUCUGAGGGGGACGUAUUCCUGAAUGGAGCCCAACCAUGCACAUUAACAGGGUUCAGUGAAGAAUGCAUGUUCCAUCCAAGUGAAUUUUAUCCACUUUGGACUAUGGAAGCAGCCUCAGAUUCUCUUAAAGGUGUUCUCCACAUUCUUACGGGUUGGCAAUCCAUUCAUAGGCCACCAGUAGAGCAGCUGAGAGGGAGGCAGCUCCUCGGAGGUAAUGAUGAAGAUGCUGUAGAACUGACUGAGGUAGAAGUCCCGUGGAACAAAUCGGACAAGUAAUUGCUCAAGUCAUCAGGAGAAAAUCUCACAAGCAACUCCAAAUUUUUCUCCUCAGUCAGCAUCACCAAGUAUGUGUCGUAAAAUUCUUGAUAUGUUGGCACUAGUUUCUGCGCUAUGGACACCUUCAAGUCAUCCCUCAACUUCACAUCCUCUACGAUCCAGGAUGUUUGUUUCCUAUAUGCCUCUUCGAAAGCUAUGUUGAACCUUCUAAAACACUCCUUUGCCAUUUCAGAAGACAUUUCGAAUGGCUUCUCUGGAAAUGAUGAUAAGACCUUUGUCCAGGCUGUGGUCUCGUAGUUUGAAGCAUAUAGUUUAACCUUCUUCGUGUGUUCAGCUACCCAGUCUUCACCGAGGAGGAGUUUCAGGUUGGGUGAAUGGUGCACCUUCUCAACAAUGAAGUGAAGAUUGUUGGCAAGGAAGAGAUAUGCCAAACCCACAUCUUUGUAAAUCUCAGCUUUAAUGUCAAGUUUGCACAAAAGAACUAAAAUGAGCCAAGCUAGGUGUACUGACACUGCUGGUGUUGAACCUUCAUCUGACAUUGGGCUCUUGAAGGAGGUUUCGUGAAAUGAGGAGUUUGCUGGUGGUGGAUAAUCAGUAAGAAUAUCACUGAGAAUUAUACCGUAGUCUGCUAGUGAAGUUACAUAGUUCAUCACUUUUUGAGUAAGUGGGUAUAUCCCGCCCCCGGGGACUAGAACUUUUGUAGAGUCCUUUUGAAUUGUUGAUUCAAAAUCAGAAAGAAGAGAACGGACAGAAUCUCCAAGUUUGAGCAAUAAUGAAAGAGCUUGAAGUUUGAUAGCUGAGGUUGAUUCAGAGCUGAAUACUGAUUCAGUCUCCGGCCACAGAUCAGAGAUUGCUUCGUGGAGUUCCAUUAGCCCGAAAAUUCUUUCUGGAACUUUCUUGUUCUUCACAAUGAGUUCAGGAAAACUGAAUAGGGUUGUUGCUCCCUCUUUGGUUAUCUGAUAGAAGCAUGACUCUUUGAUGGUCUCAGAUGCUGAAAACACAUGAUCACAGAGAAUUUUCUCUCCUUGAAAAAGUGUCUUCACAGCAAUCUUUGCAGCCUUCAUCCAGUUGUUGAUUUCAUUUUCGAGUGCUUCAGAAUCCAUCUUAUGAAUCUGAGAAGACUUGAACCGCCGGAUUCCAAGGUGAUAUAGUCCCUCGUCGAUCAUUGACUUUCGGAUAACCUUGUAUAUCUUUGCACACUCUUUACCAUAGCCAGAACUGAUCAUACAAUCAGCUAUUGACUUCAGAUCUGACAUGGCAAGUACUGAGACUCUCUCAACCUCUGUAAUUGACUCGCCAGCAAUAUCCAGCUCAUCUUCUGAUCUGGCCUCACCCUCUUCUUCAUCAUCAAAUUUACAUGUCCUGCUUGAGGAUCGACUUGAAACUGAUUCGGGGUCAAGCUGAUCACGGCUUGUCGACAAUAUCUGGUAAAACUCUUUCUCAAGCCUUUUCAUCGCUACUUGCAUUAGAUUUUGAGCAAGCACAAGCUUGCUGGAUGGAAGCCUUUCGCCAAGUAGAGCAUGCAUAGCACUACGCAAGUAUUUGAUGGCUUUGAGGAACUCUUUGGCUUCUUUCCUGCUUUGCUGGAAGACAAAGGUGAGCUUGGUGUACGAGGAGGAACUUGGAUCCCAUUUGGUGAUGAUGGCCUCAGCAUUUUCAAUGUUUUCUUCCAUCAUCGACAAGGAGAAGGUGCGGCUAGGGGUGGUACCAGCAAAAGAGCUUGAAAGUGAAUAGUGAGAAAAAGAGAGGUUUUUGUUGGAUGACAAGAAGAAGAGGCUGGACAUUCCUCUUCUUGGCGGUGGUGGGAGUGCAGUAGUACCACACUUCGCAGUCUCUGAGACUAGCAUUAUCGACUAUGAAGUGCGAAGCUCGGAAAACGAGGUUGGGGAAGAAAUGCUUUAUUGAGAGGAGUGCUUACUUGUUAUGGUUCUGGUCCUUGUUUUUGGUUUUGAAGAGGUUUUUAUAGAAAAUAACUGUCAGUUCUCAAUUGAGGAAGGUGGAUUUGAUUUGUUCCUUAGAAUUGACUUGUCCAUUUUGUAUAUAAUGCUUUUAUAAAUAAAUUAGUUAAGACUAAGAAUUAUUCUU